AUGGGUAAAAGACUCUGGAAUCACUGCACUUCCUGUCAGUAGUUAAAACGAUUGGCUACCAUUAGUGACGCAGAAACGGAUAUAGAAGGAUGGUAUAAAUUGUGGGGAAAAACCGCUUUCAUUUGGAGAGCAACCGAAGUUUGAGGAAAACCGGAUACACCCAGAAUCUCCAGUCAAACUGAACCUGUAUUUGGGCCUCAGCAUGACUCAAGAAGUGGAUAAAAGGUGUUUGCACUAUCAGGUUCUUGGAUUGAUGGUAGUGUUAGCCGUCUUCUCUGGACUUGGAGACACUAAAGAGAAUUCAGAGGAUGGGAUCCUAUACAACACAACACACAGUAACGCAGAAAGUGCAGAGGAACCACAAGUUUUGGCUGUUCAAAAGUCCUGCGGUCCAAAACAUGAGGGAUUUUGUCUCAACGGUGCAUGUUCCUACUCCUCCGACCUGGACAUCCCCAUCUGCCGGUGUGACAAAAUGUACAACGGUGUGCGCUGUGAGAAUUAUAUUCUGAACUCCCAUCAAUUGUCUAGUCCUGAAGGAGUCAUUGGUAUUAUCUGUGGUGUAGUUUUAUUACUGGGAAUCGUUGUCGGACUGAUGUACUGCUGUUUAAAGAAAAGGUGUCAAAAGUCGUCACCACCCUACAAGAACUAUGGCUUUGAAAACUCUGUUUAAUUUAUUGGGCCAGAUAUAAUUCAUGCUCUUAAAUAGUGCUUUUAGGCCUAAGACAAGAAGGGGGACAAAAUAUCAAGACUGAUUCUACCAGCAAAACAGGCCAGACUUUGGAGCAGAGACACUACACCCUCUAGAGAACGGAGCAAGAAUAGCAAAGAAACACUUUGUGAAACUUUGUGAUCUUCAUGUUCCACAAAGGACACAUUGAUCCGAUGGUUUUCAGUCCUGUUCCUUUUGCAUUUUCCACGUCUCCAUUAUCAGACACACUCAUUUGAGUUCAUGGGGCUCUUUCCUAAUGAGCUGGUGAUCUGAAUCAGGUGUAUAAAUUAUGUGUAAAUAUGUGCAGAGCUGUGGGUCUCCAGGAACAAGUUUGAAAACCACUGCAUUAAUCAAUGUAAUUUAUUACAAUAACAGUCAAAAUGGGAAAAUGCAUGAUGUUUAACACAAUUAUUUUGUUAUUUACAAGUUAUAACAUAACUUGGGCACUGUAAUGUUAAAAUAAUUUACUAACAUUUAAAAAACUGCAUGUAAAACUGUCAAUCAGAUGAAUUUUUGUGUAUCCAUAAGCAAAUGUCCUACGCUGCCUCCGUUAUGAAUGUAUUAUUUAAGUGCACACAGGUAUUUAUUGCACAGCUUUAAACAUGAUAAUACUAAAUAUAAAACCUAAACUGUGCGAAUGUAUUUGUAUCAGAUAUUUAUUUAUUGACAAAUUUGUAUAAAAUUUGCACCUGAAAUAAACAAAAGACAAGUCAAAAUGUCUUUCAUUUGAAAUUACUGUCGCAUUGCUGCAUUAUGAUCUUUAUGAUCUCAGCUCAAGCAUUAUUACAUUUAAUAACUGUAAAUGUAUUGCAGUGUUGUAAGUUGUUUGAAAAAUGAAAAGCAGAUCAUAUUGUUUUAAUGAAAAAUGUCAAUAUGUAGAAUAAAUGUGUUCCUGUAUUCUGAAAA
Messenger RNA from Carassius auratus (goldfish), 1615 nucleotides. RefSeq names its product epigen-like. The transcript has 5 exons. Gene Ontology annotation, biological process: positive regulation of cell population proliferation; positive regulation of mitotic nuclear division; epidermal growth factor receptor signaling pathway. The record is from RefSeq and is a predicted model, not a curated record. Gene Ontology annotation, molecular function: epidermal growth factor receptor binding; growth factor activity. Bases 203 to 670 code for a protein of 155 amino acids. NCBI's taxonomy places the organism in Eukaryota, Metazoa, Chordata, Actinopteri, Cypriniformes, Cyprinidae.